AUGUCCAUCGCCAAGACAGUCCUUCACAAGUUUUUUGGCUACCUGGAGGCGCAGGCCUCGGAGCUGAUCUGGAAACCUCGGUGCUCCGCGACGAUCGCGUGGGAGCAGACCCAGGGUAUCUCUGCCAAGAACAAGACAUCCAAGUACACAGGCCCCCGAGGUGACUGGAGUCAAGGAUACGGUUACAUCACGCACGAUGGUUUCUCAUCAACAUCACUACCCGCCACUCCACAGCCUAAUCGAGCCCUGCUCAUCGUCGAACUACUCGAGCGCAUCGGUUCUCAUCUCACUCCACGAGACCUUCUCUCCUGUGUCCAAGUCUCCCAACACUGGAACUCUGUCCUCAUACCGCGCCUUUGGCACACCAUUGACGACCGUCUAUACUCGUGGGCAUGUAUUCUCAAUAUGCGUGUCUCUCAUACGGCACCAAGGCUCCUGCGUAUCGUUAUGGCCGAACAGGACGUCAAUGGCAGCAGCAGCAGCAGUGGCAACGACAUUAGGGAGUCCACCAAUACCAUCGUGGAAGCAAAGGUGUUGAAGCAGACUGCACUCGAUGUGUGGCCCAGCAGGAGAGCUGAGACUGUCCUCUGGCUUUACAACGUCUUCAAGAAGCAUGGUCGACACGUCAGGGUUCUUCGAGUCUCUUGGCCAAUUGUCAUACUUGUCGCUGGAAUAACUGGACACUGUACUCAACUUCAAGCCCUGACGGUUCACCCUUUCGCAAUGAGGGAAGGUCCGGCGAGGAACAGAGAGGAGGGUGCAGGGAGGCGAAAGCAAGAUAUGGCGGACGUGACAUGGGUCGAAAACUAUACGGGACCUACAGCGGACUGGCCAGGAUUUUGGAGGCUCAUCGAUAACGAAGACGAGGAGGCGAGAUUGUGGUCGACGAAUCCUCCUCACCUCUUGGAUGAGGAUCCUCUUUGGCUUAACUGGGGUAUCGUCCAACGAUUCUGGAUUUUGGUCCUCCGCAACCCUACGCUUGAACAUCUCUCCUUGGGUCGAAGUCUCAAGCCCCUGGCGCCCUUCAUCUCUCUGGAACUCGUCUACUAUACAUUGGCAACACUCCCUAGACUGAAAACUCUCGACAACCGGUUCAUGGAGCUCGACCUUCAGACAAUUCUGGAGCACACAUCAACUACGCACACUGGCGGCAACAGAAACCUAUUUUAUCACAUGGAGAGCAACUGUGGAUCAGCCUUGCGACUUGAAAAGGACUUUACCCAUUUGACAACACUUGCAAUCAGGGGAUCCGUCGAGUCAUCAUACGUCCUCAUGUUUCUGAAACGACUUGUCAAUCUCGACCAACUCUUCCUGGGACGGAUCAACCUGGGCGACAAAGGACAAUCACUCUUUGUCGACAUGGACGACAACUACGAGGAUAGAUCACGCCCUUUUGCGCUUUCAGGAUUGCAUCUGGUUCAAGUUGGAGGACUUACGGCCGAGUAUAAAUCGAUUCACAAAGCCAUGGCGACACACUUGAUCCCUCGACUGCCCCUCUUGACCCAGCUGGCGACUGAGGUGCUGACUCCAGAGAUGGGUAGGGCGCUGGCGAGCCACUGCAAGCAGUUUCGAGUAUUCCGUCAAAGUGGAGACAACGAGUGGAUCAACGAGGAUCAUACUGUCAAGACUGAGCUGAAUGUAGUGAGCAUCCUUCUGGAAUUUUGUCCAAACCUGACAACCAUCGACGCCAUCCAGCACCAAAUCGACGCCACCUAUCUCGCAGAACAUCCUUGGGCUUGCGAGGCGAUGCUAGAGACCUUUCGCUGCCAGAUUAUCGGCUUGGAACGCCUGACUUUUGAAGAGUAUCAGGACAUGUCGAUGUCGUCGAAACAGGAUACAACACAAUUACCGAGUCGAGGUGUUGCGGAGGAAAAGUACAAGAGAUCCCAGGAGCAACAUCAUCAAGUCUACGAGCGCUUGUCUCGUCUGGUUUGCCUUCAGACUUUGGACCUUGGCGGCGACGUCAAGGGUAUAGAGUAUCAUAUUUAUGGUGAUAGCGGGUAUGAACCAACCAUGGAGGUGAACGGUCGGAUACACUUGAUUGACAGUAACCCGAUCAUGGACUGUUUAGAGCUCUCCUUGGCUUCGGGUCUUGACCAGCUGGUAACACUCAGGAACCUGAAGGUGUUUGGCUUUGAAGGGUUGGACCAUCGUAUUGAAACAGCGGAGUUGGAGUGGUUUGCUACCCGCUUACCUCAACUGGCCGUCAUGAGGGGUUUACACAUUGACGACUCAGCGACGUUGAGCAAGAGCGACACAAAGACGACCAGACAACGACAGGAGAUGCAGAAGCUGCGACCUUUUGUUCGUCACGAGUCCGCCACUCCUAAUAACAUUCUUGAACGUCGUUUGCAUUUGACGUUUUAA
Linnemannia hyalina is the source of this 2367-nucleotide messenger RNA. The record is from the annotation of a GenBank genome assembly. Lineage: Eukaryota; Fungi; Mortierellomycota; Mortierellomycetes; Mortierellales; Mortierellaceae.